Molecule: messenger RNA, 2401 nt
Organism: Coniophora puteana RWD-64-598 SS2
Lineage: Eukaryota; Fungi; Basidiomycota; Agaricomycetes; Boletales; Coniophoraceae
Product: glycoside hydrolase family 81 protein
Exons: 2
Coding region: 1-2196 (731 amino acids)
Cellular component (GO): cell surface
Molecular function (GO): glucan endo-1,3-beta-D-glucosidase activity; endo-1,3(4)-beta-glucanase activity
Source: RefSeq, a predicted model, not a curated record
AUGUCCAACUUCCUCCGAAGGCGCCGUGCAUCUGGCGGGCCAUCCCAGAUUAUCGCUGUCCCUCCUCCCCCACAGAUCCCCCACAGAUAUGACCACCCCGUACGCCGUCUGGGCAUCACCAACACCACCUUCCCCAUCCCCACCAACAAAUUCUACGCCAACUUCUUUCUCGGAGCCCAGACAGAUCCCUCCUUCACCCACCCAUACUCGCUCGUCUGGGCCAAAGGCGCUGGCCCAGAAGCGGGCUUUGGCCUCGCAGUAUGCCACACGGAGGAGAGCCAGCUCGUAUGGGGCCCCGGCGACCCCGCCAAGUGGUUCUACAACCCCAUCCGCGUCCACUCCAUCGUCCUCUCUGCCCGCGAGCUUACCCCUGAGACCCAGCUCACCACCGAUUCUCUCGGGGACAUGUCUGUCAACGUCAACCUCCUCCCGAACAAGUCCACCGUUACCCCGACCAUCACGUUUCCGCUCGUCCAGGGCAUGGGCUUCGUCACUGCCCUCUACCGCGAUGCGACGCCCCAGAUAUCAAGCGGUGUCGGGUUCGAGAGCGCGCUGUAUGCGGGCGAGGUCGUCAGUGGGCAAGUGUACAAGUAUCGUGCGGUUCUUGCAGACAAGACGACGUGGCUCAUCUACAUCGUUCCGACGGGCACGCAGGGAGGGUACCGAGCAGACACGUUCUCGCUCAAUAUCCGCAACGUGCUGGUCGGCCCUUCGCACUUUGAUGGAUUUGUUCAGGUUUGCAAGGUUCCUGUCGGCGACACGCAGGCUGAGGCGCUGUACAACGCGUGCGUUGGCGUGUAUGCGCAGUCGGCAGAGGCUGGCUUCGAUCCAGCUAGGGAUGGCGUCUAUACGCUCACCUGGCUGAAACAGGGUCCGCUCACGAGGAAGCGCUCGCUCCUUAUGUUCGCCCUCCCGCAUCAUGUCGACACCUUGUUCAAGGCGGGUGACAUCUCUAUGACGUCUAUACAGCUGCAGACGACCACCAAGGGCGUUGCGACUGCAGUUCGUGGUGAUGCGUGGACACUCGGCGAGUCCAGUCUCCCGAUUGACUUGUCGUUUGCCCCGUGGACGCCGUCGCAGGGGAGCAUCAUGGACGUCUCCGAGCAGGCCGCCGCCUUCAUCCGCGGUGCUGCUGCGCGCGAGCUCGCCCAGAAGAUGCACGCGCAGACGGUCCUGGGCAGCAUGUACUUCAGUGGCAAGGGCCUUGCCAAGUUCGCCGCGCUCACGUACGCCGUCCACGUCCUCGGCAAGGACGCGAGCCUCGCGAACAUGGGCCUCCAGGAGCUCAAGCAGUGCUUCGCAGUUUUCGUCGAGAACCGCCAGCCGGUGCCGCUCGUGUACGAUGCCGUGUGGGGUGGAGUGGUCUCGUCGGCCGUGUACUACUCGCACGACCCGCUCGUGGACUUUGGCAACGGGUACUACAAUGACCAUCAUUUUCAUUAUUCCUAUUUCGUCUAUACCGCUGCUGUCAUCGGGCACUUGGACCCUGCCUGGCUGUCUCAGGGCACGAAUAGGGCUUGGGUCGACAUGCUCCUGCGUGACUAUGCCGGUUCGCUAGUUGGCCAGCUUGAUCAGCAUUUUCCUAAGUCGAGGUCGUUUGACUGGUAUCACGGCCAUAGCUGGGCCAAAGGUCUGUUUCCGAGUGCGGAUGGCAAGGACCAGGAGAGCACGUCCGAGGAUGCGCUCGCGAGUUAUGCCAUCAAGAUGUGGGGGUCUACUAUUGGUGACUCUAUGCUCGAGGUCCAGGGCACGCUUAUGCUUGCUAUCCAAGCUAACGUGUUUAAGACGUACUUUCUUUAUGGUGGCUCGACCAAAGGAAAAGAUGUGCAGCCGCAGCGCUUUGUCGGGAAUAUGGUUGGCGGUAUUCUGUUUGAGAACAAGAUAGAUCACACAACGUAUUUUGGGGCUGAUCCGUCAUUCAUUCAUGGCAUUCACAUGCUCCCGCUUCUGCCAUAUACCCCCCUUAUCCGUUCGCCUGCCUUUGUAAAAGAGGAGUGGGAGGCCUUCUUUUCAAAUGGACGGGCCGAGCAGGCACCUGGCGGAUGGCAGGGUGUGUUGUAUGCAAACCUGGCAUUGUCAGAUCCUCAGGCAAGCUGGAAGUUCUUCACAAGGAAUGGGUUUAAUAUGCAAGCUUUGGAUGGAGGUGCAAGCUUGACUUGGUAUUGUGCAUGGAUAGCAGCUAUAGGUAAACUAUAGACCCCACACACUGUGAUAGUAUAUUGACAUGAGAUUCAUGCACAUAAAGCAUCAUCAUAUAGAAUUAGUGGUUUGUACCUGAGGUUUGACUCAUGUUGGCCUAUAUGCAAUAAGGAGGCCGUCAGGGAGAUCAUGUUGAAAUUGGUGUUCAAUCUUGCUCACAUCAUGAUGUGUCAUUUUAUAUUACUGUUUGUAAGGUUUUAUC